GGACUCGCGAAAAACGAUCGACUGUGGGAAAGUUUUACCUGUCUGAAGGCUCGCUCGUACGCAGAGUCGUUCAUAGACACGUGGCACCGCAUCAGUCGAUCACCUCACUCUCACGCACACCAACGCGCUGCUUCCGCCUAUCGGUAUAGGCUCACAGCCGGUGCACACACACCCACAGUCUCACACACGGGCGACAAAUAACAUCACACCACACACACACAUGCAGGCAGACAGGCAGACAGCCCUCUCACGUUCAUAUCAUGUCAGGGAGCCAUCCCUAGCACCAUCCAUCCAUCCAUCCAUCCAUUUCACCCGACCAUCUGUCCAUCGUUACGCACACACACAUGCACAAUUAGAAACUCCAUUGGGACUCGGCCGGCCUCCGCGAGAUGUAAAUCGCUUGAAAUGCACCGCCUUAAACUUCAUUCUCCAGACCACAGUAAUCACGCUCAAUAAUCCUCUGGGCCAGGACCAACCGGCUGCAACCACACAGAGAGAUCCGAGCAAGCCCUUCGUGUGUUCCGUGCUAUGUGUCUGGUGUACAGUACCAUUGGCUUCUUCUCUUCCUCUUCCCUCUCGACCAUCAUUCCCUCAGUGGUGAGGACCAGGCCGGCGACCGAGGCGGCGUUCUCGAUGGCGGCCACGAUGACCUUGGCGGGGUCGAUGACGCCCAUCCCGAUCAUGUCGCCGAACUUGCUCGUCUUGGCGUUCCAACCAAACCUGAGAAAGAAAGAGCGACAGACGGCAUUGCGUCGGUCGUCUUGUGUCUUGUGUCAUGUGUGCGGUGUGUGGUGGUGGUACCCGAAUGGCUUCCCCGAGUUCAUGAUGACGUCGACGAUCCGCUCGCCGCUGACGCCCGCGUUGUCUGCGAUUUGUUGGGUGAUGGACCGCAUGGCCUCGAUGAUGAUCUUGGCGCCCGCCUUCUGCAGCUCGAUCUCACUCUCCAUCUCCUCUGCCAGUCAACAUCAACACCACACACAGACCGACCAAUGGAUGUGGUCUUUUCUUUCUUAUGGCAGUGCAGUGCACAUACGUACCGGCUCCGACGUUCUCAACGUACUGCUCGCCGGUUUCCUCGUCGAUGCCCAAGAGCUCCGCCUUGGCGGACUUCUCCACCUCGGCCAGCACCUGCUCCUCAAAGGCCGGGUUCGCCACCGCCAGGUAGGUCACGCCGCCUCCAGGCACAUAGCCGGUCUCCAUUGCCGCGCGCACCGCAUUGAUGGCGUCCUCAUACCUAGAUGGAAUGAACGGCGCAUCGAGCGGGGUGAGAAUGCGGCUCUGUUGGCUGGCUCACCUGAGUUUCUUCUCUUUCUGUUCUGUCUCGGUGGCGGCUCCGAUCAUGAUUCUGGCGAUGCCGCCCGAGAGAGCGGCGAUCCUCUCGUCGAGCUUCUCCCUGUCGAACUUGGAGGUGGACUUCUCCUUCUCGCCUCGCAGCUGCUCGAUGCGCGCAUCGAUGUUGGCUGCACCACACACACACGCACACACGGGGAGUCCAAGGCAAUGAGGUCCGUCCGAUAUGCCGAGAGGCAUCGACAGCUCACGUUUGAAUCUGGGGUAGGUGAUGAUGCUGGUGCGCUCCUUCCUGACGACGGCUGCCUGCGCCACGCCCAGGAGGUCCGGUGUGGCGUCUUCGAGCAUGACGCCGAUGUCCUUGGAGAUGAGCGUGGCGUUGGUGGCGAUGGCGAUGUCGCGGAGGUAGUCCUUGCGCCGCUCGCCGAAAGAGGGGGCCUUGACGCCACACUGAGGUCACAUAGUCACAUGAAAGGGCAAGAAGGACAUGUCUUGUGGGGGGAAUGGGAGGGUGAAUGGUCGCAUGGGAGGGGAGGGGGUGUUGUGUUGGGUGGCUGACUGACCACUUUGAGGAGCCCUCUCAUUUUGUUGAUGACGAGUGUCUGCAUGGCCUCGGGGCCGAAGUCCUCAGCAAUGAUCAGGAGGUUCUCCUGCACACCAUACACAGCAAGAGAGACGAAUGACUGCAUCCCUGCGGUCGGUUGUGUCCUCGCCCCCUCUCAAUGAGUCCCUGUAUGUGCGCACCUUGGUCUUGACAAAGUACUCGAGCAGCCGGAUGAUGGCCUGUGCCGACUCGACUUUGUAAUCGACGACCAGCACUCGCGGGUUCUGAUAGUCGAUGAUGUCACGCUCCUCGCCCUACGCACGACAACACACACACACGCCGCGAGCAAUGUGUGGCGGAUGACUGAUGUUUCUGUCGUUGGGUCUUGGCUGACCACAAGGAAGUAUGGCGAGGCCCAGCCCCUAUCGAAUGUGUAGCCCUCAGUGAAUUCGAGCUCGUCCUCAAGUGCGGGGUUCUCCUCCAGGAUGGUGGCCGCAUUGGCACCCAGCUUGUCGAACGCCUCGGCAAUCACCUCGCCCAUACCUGCACACACGCACACGCGCGCGCACACACACACACACACACAAUGUGGAGAGCCGCCUGUGGGAUUUGGUACGAAGGGUUGCGUACCGGUGUUUCCGCUUGUGGCGACCGUUGCGAUGUUGUUGAGGUCCUUCUUGCCGUCGACGGGCUUGGCCAGCCGCCGCACCUCGUCCAUCAUCAUCUUGGACGCCUUCUGGAUGCCCCUGACAAAACAGCCACGCAGCAACACACGCGAACGACACCAUUGAUGGAGCAGAGCAGAGCACCCCUGAUUUGAUUGGGCCUCCAUCCGUGUCACGAGGCGCUGUGCCUACUUUUGUAUUGGGAUGGGGUUGUGUCCGGCGUUGACGUACUUGACGCCGGCCUUGCAGAUCUCGCUGGUGAUGAUGGUCGUGCUGGUCGUCCCGUCGCCUGCCCUGUCGUCACUCGUGGCCGCGACCUCCUGCACUAACUUGGCACCUGAACGCAACGCAGCGCAAUGCAAUGCAUCUGGCUGGCCGUCUGUGUCUGCUCACCAGCAUUGAGCUUUCUGUCCUUGAGCUCGAUGUUCCUCGCAAUCGUCACCCCGUCAUUCACCUGAGCAGCGAAGCACGUAACGCACAGAGAGCAUCUCACUGCCACUGCCCCCGUGGUGUGUGUGUGUGUGUGUGUGACAUUGGCUGGCUUACGAUCAUGGGAGGUCCGUACUCCUUUUCGAGCAGGACGUUUCUGCCUCUUGGUCCAAGGGUGACACGCACGGCAGCCGCCACCUGCUCGAUGCCGUCCAGCAGGUAGUUCCGGCACGGGUCAGACAGAAUGAUCUCCUUGAACUUGCGACCCUGAUCACAGACAGGACAACACACACACACACACACAGACACACACGAAGACAGACGGUAAGUCAGUCAGGGUAGUGAUUGCUCGGGUGAAUGCAGCCUCACAGACUCAUUGCCCACGACCCACUGGACACGCACACCUCCCCUCGCACAUGGCUGGCCUCAUCCACUACAAACUCGUGAUAGAUCUGUCUGUCUGCCCCCUCCCCUCCCUCUCAGCCAUCCCUAAUCCACGCACCUACCUGCAUCUGCAGGCUGCUGGAUCCUCUCUGGUGCCGCAUUGCCCUGAUUGGCGCAUGGUGCCUCCUCUGCAGCAGGCCAGGUCGUCGUAGAGCUGCAUUCGGCGCGACAAAUGCGUCCGUUCUUCUGAGUGCAUUGACGACAUGGACGAGAACGGCAAGCAGUGAUGCGACAAGCGCACCCAUCGUCACGGGUGGAAGCGGCCGCAUGAAGAGGCGGAGGUCUGAGGCCGUCCUGCCCUGGAGAUCUGCCGCGAAACUGACCAGCAAGCUCAGCUCGCAGACGCCAAAAAUUCUCUGAUGGCGGCAUCUCUCUUCGCAAGCAAGCAAGGUGAGCGUCCACAGUUGCAGAGAUCUGUCCUUGGGGCUGCUUGCCCAGCCAAUCCGGAUGUUCCACCCGACGACGGCGGACGCUUCGCCUCCCCGUGGAUCUUCGCCUGCGCGCAUGAGGGACGAGGUAGGAGGGAGGAGAUUCACGACACGCUCGUGCUCUUCGGCACGAUUCCUGUGACUCGGUU
Molecule: messenger RNA, 3949 nt
Organism: Vitrella brassicaformis
Lineage: Eukaryota; Vitrellaceae
Source: the annotation of a GenBank genome assembly